Messenger RNA from Penicillium cataractarum, 513 nucleotides. RefSeq names its product cupin domain-containing protein. The transcript has a single exon. The record is from RefSeq and is a predicted model, not a curated record. The coding region runs from base 1 to 513 and encodes 170 amino acids. Lineage: Eukaryota; Fungi; Ascomycota; Eurotiomycetes; Eurotiales; Aspergillaceae.
AUGUCCAAUCCAGGCCAAAUCUCCCCCCUCCGCCCAAUCACCCGACACAUCACCACCCACAACGCCGCAGGCAAAGCAGUCCUCCAUUCCUCGACGCCAGGCCAAUGGAAAUCCUACGAUGAAAGCCACAUGGCCUUCAACGUAGUCUACACAACCUCCGAAUUCCCCGCAAACCUCAACGGGGACGCCGAUCUGGCCGCCCACGACAAAGUCCAGCAAUCCGGAAACCUGGGACUAGUCAACCCCAAGGGCACGGUGUGUCGGGUCGUCGACUUUGCGCCCGGCAACCCGUGCGUGGUCCACCGCACGCAGAGCCUGGAUUAUGGGAUCGUGUUGGAGGGGACUGUUGAGAUGGUACUUGAGGAAGGAGAGGCUACUGUGAUGCAGAGAGGGGAUAUUGCGGUGCAGAGGGCUACGAUGCAUGGAUGGCGGAAUCCGAGUGCGACGGAGUGGGCGAGGAUGGCCUUUGUCUUGCAAGAUUGUCAGCCGCUGGUUGUUGGGGGGAGGCGUUGA